CCGACACCUGGUCAUCUCCUCUACACCUUCUUCCUCCCGACCGACCGCUCUCCCAUAAUGCUCCCUCGUCAUCUCCGCCGCGCGGUCCUGACCCCCGCCGCGCCUGCCCAAAUCCGUGCGCUCCUGCUCAGCAAGCAGUCUCUUCGCUCACUCCCUCUGCACCCCGCGCUCUCAGCUGGCGCGUCCUCCGCGUCAUUCCAUUCUUCCGCUCGUCGCCAAAAUGAGCCUCCCAAGUCGCCGUUUCAGACGUUUGUGGAGGUCCUCAAGGACGAACUCAGGAAGAACAGGGAGCUCCAGGACAACGUCAAGCAGCUCCAGGGAGAUGUAGAGAAGUUCCAGGACUCGGAGGCAAUGAAGCGUGCUAAGGAAGCGUACGAGCGUGCGAGGUUGACCUCUAGUAUCAAGGAGAACCCUCGGCUGCGCGCGGCUGCCGAGGAACUCCGUAAAGCUGGCAUCAAGGUCGGUGACGCCGUCGGCGAGGCUCUGAGGACCAUGGAAGAGAGCGAGCUUAUGCGCGCGAUCUCCCGUGCCUCGGCUGCCGUGUCAUCAACUAUCGAGAAGACGACCGAGCCAAUACGCAACACCGCUGCGUACAAGUCGCUCUCGGACACGAUCGCGGACGCAUUGGAUGACAGUGGCUCCUCGAAGCACGGUGGGUUCGAGGAGAAGGAGGCGCGUCGGAGACGGAGGCAGCUCCGGUUGGCAAAGGCCGGCAAGGAUAGCAUGAGUCGCGUCAAGGCGAAUCCAGAAGCUGGGCAAGCCAUGGUCUUACACAAGGAUUCGCCACGGCAAGAGAAGUGGAACCAGCUGAAAGAGACGAACCCUAUCCUCCGUCAGUUCGCUGAGCUCAAGCAGCAGUAUGACGAGAGCGAAAACCCCGUCAUCUCGUCGCUACGGAGCGUCACCUCGACUAUCGGCAGCUGGUUCGACGAGAACGAGAGCGCGCAGGUGCACCGAUACAUGAAGGCUAUGGACCCGACCUUCAAUAUCGGCAACUUCGAGCGCGAGCUUCGAGAAUAUAUCGUUCCCGAGGUCGUCGACGCGUACCUCACCGCGGAUAGGGAGGCAUUGCAGGCGUGGUGUGGUGAGAAGACCUACAAUGUCCUCUGGGCGACUAUGGAGCAGUAUUUGAAGCAGGGCUUGGUCAGCGAUAGCAAGGUCCUUGAUAUCCGCGCAGUUGAGAUAUUGCACGGGAAGAUCCUCGAGGAUGAUAUCCCCGUUUACGUUGUCACGUUCGCGACGCAAGAAAUACUGCUCUUCCGCAACGCGAAGACGGGUGAGGUUGUGGUCGGUGCUGAGGACCGUGUGGAGCAGUGUCACUACGCUGCCGUCAUCACACGACUCGAGGAAGAGCUCGACAAUGAGCUCACUGGCGGCUGGAAAAUUGUCGAAAUGGGUCGGAGAUCCUCUCGACAAUAUCUGUAGUCUCCCGCAUAAGCCCGUACUCAAAAGUUGCUAUUCAUCACGAGACUAAUCCGCAAGUACUUCAUGGUCCACUUGCAUCAUACUCACGCCCCCUCACCGCUCAUACCUUGUAUAGUACUUGCUCGGAAUGCUCGACUGCAUGUGAUCCUAGACAGUGCACUCGAUGGUCAUCGCAUAGGGUAUUACGCUAAUGCAUUAUAGAAAUUCA
Messenger RNA from Dichomitus squalens LYAD-421 SS1, 1633 nucleotides. Its product is annotated as mitochondria import inner membrane translocase TIM44 subunit. NCBI's taxonomy places the organism in Eukaryota, Fungi, Basidiomycota, Agaricomycetes, Polyporales, Polyporaceae. The transcript has 7 exons. The record is from RefSeq and is a predicted model, not a curated record. Gene Ontology annotation, molecular function: protein-folding chaperone binding. Bases 58 to 1425 code for a protein of 455 amino acids. Gene Ontology annotation, cellular component: mitochondrial inner membrane. Gene Ontology annotation, biological process: protein import into mitochondrial matrix.